GAGAGAUGAGAGAUAAAAAUGAUGAAUCAAUGAAACGUCCCUUUUCAUUUGGCUUCACUAUUUAAACCCCACACUCCCUCUACGCUCAUCAAUCUCUUCCUCUUCUCUUUGAUUCCUUACUUUUUCUCCCCUAUGGCCACUUACCCCGCCGUCAACGUCGCCGCCGUCGACUGCCAAAAACAAGUCCGUUCAUGGCAGCUCUUCCGAUCUCUUAUUGAAUUUCUCAUCCCCACUUGCAAUUGCGCUUUCUCCGAAGAGGAACCCACGUAUUCCUCCAAACCCACCUUUCCCUCCACCUCCUCCUCUGCCACUUCCGUCACCGGCACUAUAUUCGGUUACCGAAGAGGGAAAGUCAACUUCUGUAUUCAAACACACUCCAAGUCAACCAACCCAAUUCUCCUCCUCGAAUUGGCGGUCCCCACUGCUAUUCUCGCCAGGGAAAUGAGAGGCGGCGUUCUCAGAAUCGCGCUGGAGUCCACUUCCACCGCCGCCGCCGUCAAUUCCGGGGGGCGGUCGGUUCUGUCGUCGCCAGCAUGGAGUAUGUACUUCAAUGGGAGGAAAGUGGGGUACGCUUUGCGACGGCGGGCUUCUGCGGCGGACGUGGAGACGCUGCGGCGGUUGGGGACGAUGGUGGAAGGCGCGGGAAUUAUGGGGGGGAAGGAAGUGGAAGGUGAAGGUGAAGGUGAAGAUGAUUACUUGAUGUAUUUGAGAGGGAAUUUCGAUAGAGUUUGUGGGGCGUCAGGGGACUCUGAAUCUUUUCAUUUGAGAGACCCAAAUGGAAGCAUCGGUCAAGAGCUCAGUAUUUUCUUUUUCCGGUCAACAUGAUUUCAUGGAAACCGACUGCCCCCCCUCCCCUGCUUUCCCUUUUUUAUUUUGGAGCUGCGCUUUUUUGGGCAGGGCUUUUUCAGCUGCUCGCUGCUAAUCAUUCUUGCCUUCUCCCACCACCACCAGCUUCGACUUGUCCUUUUGAUAUUGAACAUUAUAUAUAUUAUAUAUAUAUCUAAAUGUGCCUAUGCAUAUGUACUUAUGUUUGCGAUGUUAAUAUGAAAUCAAAAUUUGGGACUUUCUACUCA
This is a messenger RNA of Cucurbita pepo subsp. pepo (vegetable marrow), 1073 nucleotides long. RefSeq names its product protein MIZU-KUSSEI 1. Gene Ontology annotation, biological process: hydrotropism. The record is from RefSeq and is a predicted model, not a curated record. NCBI's taxonomy places the organism in Eukaryota, Viridiplantae, Streptophyta, Magnoliopsida, Cucurbitales, Cucurbitaceae.